Molecule: messenger RNA, 1009 nt
Organism: Euleptes europaea (tarantolino)
Lineage: Eukaryota; Metazoa; Chordata; Lepidosauria; Squamata; Sphaerodactylidae
Gene: MTX1
Product: metaxin 1
Exons: 8
Coding region: 18-995 (325 amino acids)
Biological process (GO): mitochondrion organization
Cellular component (GO): SAM complex
Source: RefSeq, a predicted model, not a curated record
GUCGAGAGGGCUGGGCGAUGGCGGCGCCCAUGGAGCUGUACUGCUGGGCCGGCGGCUGGGGCUUGCCCUCCGUGGACCCCGACUGCCUCACGGUGCUGACUUACGCCCGAUUCACGGGAGCUCCUCUGAAGGUUCACAAAAUCUCAAACCCGUGGCGAAGCCCCUCAGGGACCCUCCCAGCACUGCGGACCAAGGACGAGGGCGUCCUCUCGGAUACGCACCAGAUCAUUACCCAUCUCAGGAAACAGAAAUUCAACGCCGAUUAUGACCUCUCCGCUCGGCAGGGAGCGGACACGCUUGCCUUUGUGUCUCUGCUGCAGAAGAAGCUGCUGCCUGUCUUGAUCCACACGUUCUGGGUGGACGCCAGAAACUACGUGGAGCACACGCGGAAGUGGUACGCUGAGGCCAUCCCCUUCCCGCUGAACUUCUUCCUGCCGGGCCGCAUGCACAAGCGGCAGCUGGAACGGCUGCAGAUGGUCUGUGGGGAGAACUGCCUGGAGAACGAGGAGGUGCUGGAGAAGGAGCUGUACCGGGAAGCUUGCGAGUGCCUAACGCUCCUGUCCCAGCGCCUUGGCAGGCAGAAGUUCUUUUUCGGAGACUCGCCGGCCUCCUUGGAUGCGUUUGUCUUCAGCCACGUGGCCCCGCUCCUGAAAGCCAAACUGCCCAACGGGAAGCUCCAGCAGCACUUGAAGGCCUUGCCAAACCUCUGCAAUUACUGCACGGCCAUCUUGAGUCUCUACUUCCCCUGGGUUGAAGGUGAGGGCGGCUUCCGCUGUGACCCUCCGCCACCGGUUCAAAAGGCCACAGCCUGCGACGAGGCCGAGGAAGACCCCCACAAACGUCGAAACCAGAUCCUGUCCGUGCUGGUGGGGCUGGCGGCCAUGAUCGGCUACGCUUUCCUCAGUGGCAUUGUCUCCGUUCAGAGGCAGGCGCCCAGCCACUUACGGCCUCGCGCUAUCGCCCUGGAGGAGGAAGAGGAAGAGGAAGAGGAGUGACCCCCACGGGCCGA